UGUAGCACUCACUCAAAACUGGAUCGAGUGGGAUCCCUUCCCUUGGUCGCCACAUUACGGCUCAUCUCAUCAUGACUAGCUUCAACGAAGCAAAUUAAGCAACCAUAGCUAACAACAAUGCUGACUGCAUUGAAUAGAUUAGAUAAGCUCCUUCUGAAUUGAUUAAUCUACCCAUUUUUCCUUGUGAAUUACUACUACUAGGAUAGCAAGUGCGUACGUAGCGUAGUAGUCAUAAGAAAGAAGCAAAGCCAGAUCGAGAUCAUGCAAGCCAUGCCAUGGUGCCCAUGAUAAUGAGGAGCCGUGCAAGCACAAGCAGAAGCAGGGGUGGAGGAGGAGUGAAGUACUGUGGCCUAUGCCCAGCGGCCAUCGCCUCUGUUCUUCUCGCCAUCUUGCUUGCCUCCACCACACACCUCCCUGCUUCGCCCUCCGAUCCUCUGGUACACGGCCGCCGCCGGCGGAGGCAGUGCGACGAGGAGGCCAGAUGGGUGGCCGGCAUCGCGUCCCAGCUCAACGCCGCCCUCGUCCUGACCGUCGACCACCUCGGCUGCGGCAACUUCAGCAGCGUGCAGAAGGCGGUGGACGCGGUGCCUGACCACGGCGCGGCCGGCGGGCGUACGCUGCUGGCCGUGGGCGCCGGCAUCUUCCGGGAGAAGGUGGUGGUGUGGGGCAACAAGACGGGCGUGACGCUGCACGGCCGCGGCAACCUCAACAGCACCGUGGCGUGGAACGACACCGCCGGUUCCAGCGGCGGCAGCACCCCGUCCAGCGCCACCUUCACCGUCCUCGCUGCCGGCUUCGUCGCCUACAACAUCAGCUUUCAGAACACGGCGCCUCCGGCGGACCCUGGCGCCAGCGGAGGGCAGGCGGUGGCGCUGCGCGUGGCUGGCGACCAGGCGGCGUUCCACUGGUGCGGCGUCUACGGCGCGCAGGACACGCUGCUGGACGAGCAGGGGCGGCACCUCUUCCGCGGCUGCUACGUCGAGGGCUCCAUCGACUUCAUCUUCGGCAACGCCCGGUCGCUCUACCUCAACUGCACAAUCAGCUCCGUCGCGGCGUCCACCGGCAAUGGCGGCGGCGUGACGGGGAGCAUCACGGCGCAGGGUCGCGGGUCGGCGUCGGAGAAAACGGGGUUCGCGUUCGUGGGGUGCAGCGUGGUGGGGACGGGGAAGGUGUGGCUGGGGCGGGCGUGGGGCCCCUACGCCACGGUGGUGUUCGCGAGGACGUACCUCGCCGCCGGCGUCGUGGCGCCGGAGGGGUGGAACGACUGGAACGAUCCGGCCAGGCGCCAGACGGUGUUCUUCGGGGAGUACGAGAGCACGGGGCCCGGGGCGUGCAGGGAUGGGAGGGUGCCGUACGCGCGGCAGCUAGAUCGCCGGCAGGCCGCGCCCUUCAUGGACGUCUCCUACAUCGACGGCGACCAGUGGGCGGUGCCGCCACUGCCAGUAGUACUAGCGCUGCCGCGGCAGCACGGCGGAGACGAUUCAGAUCAUGCACCACGGGGAGAAGUAAUGUAGCUCAAAAAUGCUAGACAUAUAAAGACUUACACGCUUUUACACGCUCCUUUCAGCUAACAACCAAUCACAAACCUCUCCCCCCCUGAUUUUCAGGGGGGUGGGCCGCCCCGCUCACCUAUUGACCAAUCAAGGUUAACCAUCCUGUAAAAACCUGUAAAUCGUUUGUACGUGUAGCAUUGCCGAAUGUAGCUGCAUGUGCAAGAUUUAGCAUCUUUUUUGCCCUUUUUGUGGGUUCGAUUUCGUUUUCUGACGUUAAGUUUUUUCUUUUCGAAAUGGGACAACCGCAGAUCAUAGGUUCCACUUCGGAAAAACAAUAAUCCCUCGUGUUCA
Triticum dicoccoides is the source of this 1844-nucleotide messenger RNA. RefSeq names its product probable pectinesterase 15. The transcript has a single exon. The record is from RefSeq and is a predicted model, not a curated record. NCBI's taxonomy places the organism in Eukaryota, Viridiplantae, Streptophyta, Magnoliopsida, Poales, Poaceae. Bases 276 to 1514 code for a protein of 412 amino acids. Gene Ontology annotation, molecular function: pectinesterase activity. Gene Ontology annotation, biological process: cell wall modification; pectin catabolic process.